GCCUGGGGGUGGGCCUGGCCCCGGGGUGGAGGCAGGGAGAUAUGAGGGGGGCAGGGGGAGAGGUCUGCCAGACUCUGCCCCUUAAACUCCGGGAGUUGGCGGAGGCGACACCCUGUCCCAGAGGGAGUGUUGCUCGUUUUUAGAGCUGUUGCGGGUAGAGUGGCGUCACUGGAAAGGUGGAAGGGAAGAGAAAAGGAGCAGGAUGACUAGACCUCAACUGUGGCCAGCUGGGCUCGGGCAGUUCCUCCUGAUGGGGCUGCUGCUGCCCCCGGUGCCUGUGUCCAGCGUCGAGGCGAGGAGAUUCAGGACUUCGCAUCCCUGCCCCGCGGCCUGCGAGCCGACGCGCUGCCCUCAGCUGCCCACCUGCUCGGCGUGGAUGGCGCCGCUGCUGGACCGCGCGGCCGAGGGCGAGGCUUGCGGCGGAGCGCGCGGCCGGCUGUGCGCCGCGGGGCUCUAAUGCCGCUUGGCGUUCAGCCCCGGGGGCCUCGGCGGCGGGUGGCUCGGCACUUGGGGCUGCCCAGCUGCAGGAGAGGCCGUGUGCCGCAGCGACCGGGGCACCUACGCUAGCCUGUGCGCGCUCCGCGCCGAGAACUGCGGCGCGUGCCUCCGCUACGCGCUCCCGGACGUGCCCGUGCAGAAGGGAGACUGUUGGGACCCAGGGAUCGGAAGGGCAGGCUGGCGCAGGAGCAAGUACAACUUCAACGCCGCUGCGGUGGAGAAGGUAGCGCCAUCUGUGGUUCACUUACAGCUGUUCCACGGGUCACCUCUCAGCACCAAGGACAUUCCUGCAUCCAGUGGCUCUGGGUUCAUAGUGUCUGAGGAUGGGCUCAUUGUCACCAAUGCUCAUGUCCUUACUAACUGGCAGCGGAUCCAGGUGGAGCUCCAGAAUGGGGUCCAGUAUGAAGCCACUGUCAAGGACAUUGACCAUAAGCUGGGCCUUGCUUUGAUUAAGAUUGAGCCAAAUACUGACCUUCCUGUAUUGCUGCUGGGGAGAUCAUCUGAUCUUCAGGUUGGAGAGUUCGUGGUGGCCUUGGGCAGCCCAUUUUCUCUGCAGAACACAGUGAUGGCAGGAAUUGUCAGCACUACCAGAGGGGGCAGAGAGCUGGGGCUGAAGGAUUCAGACAUGGAUUGUAUCCAGACUGAUGCCAUAAUUAACCAUGGGAACUCUGGGGGGCCUCUGGUGAACUUGGAUGGUGAUGUGAUUGGCAUAAACACACUAAAAGUGACAGCAGGAAUCUCUUUUGCAAUUCCCUCAGAUCGAAUUCGGCAGUUCUUGGCAGAUUUCCAUGAGCGCCAGUUGAAAGGAAGGGUUCUUUCACAGGAGAAAUACCUGGGUCUAUGAAUGUUGCCGCUCACUAUGAAUCUUCUUCAAGAAAUGAAAAGGCAGGAUCCAGAUUUCCCUGAUGUGAGUUCGGGGGUUUUUGUUUAUGAAGUGUUUCAAGGAACAGCUGCUGAAAGCUCUGGGUUGAGAGACCAGGAUGUAAUUGUGAGCAUAAACGGGCAACCUGUUACCACCACAACUGAUGUUAUUGAAGCUGUUAAGGACAAUGACUCCCUUUCCAUCGUGGUUCGUCGAGGAAGUCAAACUUUGAUCCUGACAGUUACACCUGAAAUAAUCAAUUAAGCAUCUUGCUUUAAAGAGAGAUUAUCAUCUAACAAAAACCAAAGCUGUAUCACCUGGUUUGUAUUGAAGAUAUGCCAAAGACUGUUUUAGGAGUUCUUUUUUAUAAAGAAAAAUGAAUGCUUUAAAAUACACACACAUGUUCAGGGAUCACAAGGUUGGGGGUGCUAUACUGCUGCUAAAAAGCCUGAUUAAGCAAAGUGGAAGGAUGUGGUGCCAGGAAGUCUGGGAAGCUGAUAACAUUUUAUUUAAAGAUAAACAAUGGAAAAACAAGCCUCCUUCCUAAUUUAACCUGGAGAGAGGGGCUUCAGUAUUUUAAAAUUCCUCUGUUGGCACAAACUCAAUAUAACAUAUACAUACCUACCAAAUAUUAAGAAACAUCCAGAAUUCAGAGUGCAAGGGAAAUAAAGUUUUUAAUAAUAUUCCUUUACUCAGGUCAGUUUUUCAGGUUGUAUCCCAUCUGGCCAGUGUUUGUGUUCAUAGAGGACAGGCAUCUUUUAGAAGUUGAAUUCAAACUGACAAUUGUGGAUUGCCACACUGGAAUAUUACUUAUGAUUCUUAAGUUAUCAUCCAUCAAUAUAACAGUGGAAACAACUUUGGUCUCCAACAGCUUUUCUGGCUGUGAGACAGGCUUGUUCUAUAAAACAGCUUCUUCAAUAACUUGCAGACUUCUAGCUUUUUACCCACCUCUUCCUCCUGGAAACAUUAGUGAUAUCACGUCUCAAAGCUGCCAGUCUUUUUUUUUUAAAGAAAAGAGCUUUUGAUAGGGUUUGUGAAUACUCGUAGGCAGAUUUAAAAAAAAAAAAAAGUGUAAGAUAAGGCAGGCUUAAAGUAACAUCUUAUGUUGGGAAAGAUUUUUUAAAUUCUGUUUUCCAGGCUUCUGUUAGGGGUGAUAUAUUUUUUAAUAUGGCAGCCUUGAGCCCCCUGAAAUUCUGUGCAAAAUUUUAUAUGUGUGUGCAUUUUUCUAGGGAGAGGGUUCAGGUUUUUCAUAACCCACAAAAAUUUAAAAAUGCUGCCUUACAGAGAUUAUGAAUAAGAGUCUACAAAUUAUUACUGUUACAAGCAAGGUUAAGGUCAGUGUGGCGUAGAACCUUUAAGACAGAACAGAAUGUUUUAAUUUUUUACACAAUUGCCACCAUUUAAGAAUACAAGAACAGUGAUCCUAUUAAUUAGGGAUAAUAAAGCUGAAGCUUUUAGGAAGGCUGCUACAAAAUGACAGACCUACAUGCAGGGAAAUUACUUUAACAGCGGAUCUUGGUCUUUAAGCCAAUUAUUAUGAAACUAAAGUGUCUUCUUUGAGCCGUUUUAUCUUACUUGUAGAAUUUGUAAAUUUUCCCAAAUAGUAGGCUCUUAGUUUGACUUGUCCACAAAGUCUACAUUUUAUUUUAUGUUUAACAGUUCUUUCCAACUUAGACUGCAAAGGAUGGAAAACAAGUUUUUAAAACCAGGUUAUGAUUUAGAACAUUUCCUUUUAUUCUCAGUGAUUGGGGAAUGUGAAGCUUGGCUGUAUCUCUUUUCCUGUGACUGACUGUUACAACCCACAGUGAGAGUUUUUGGUACCAUGAUUAUUCUGAGAAAAUGCACUCAGUUUCUCUUUGCCCCCAUAAAUCACAUCUUAGCUCUAUCCUGGUAUUCAACAUCCUAUAAGCAAGAGUCUUGUUUUUUUCCCCAAAGAGCAUGAGGCUGCUCACCCUACCUUAUCUAAUCGUGAGGAUUAGUUUUUACAGUUACUUGUGUGAAAUCUUUUUUUUUUUUUUUUUUUAA
This is a messenger RNA of Trichechus manatus latirostris (Florida manatee), 3385 nucleotides long. It is a transcript of the gene HTRA4, whose product is annotated as HtrA serine peptidase 4. The record is from RefSeq and is a predicted model, not a curated record. Gene Ontology annotation, biological process: positive regulation of apoptotic process; proteolysis; programmed cell death. Lineage: Eukaryota; Metazoa; Chordata; Mammalia; Sirenia; Trichechidae. Gene Ontology annotation, molecular function: serine-type endopeptidase activity; protein binding.